Messenger RNA from Pseudonaja textilis, 1049 nucleotides. It is a transcript of the gene TMA16, whose product is annotated as translation machinery associated 16 homolog. The record is from RefSeq and is a predicted model, not a curated record. Gene Ontology annotation, cellular component: nucleus. NCBI's taxonomy places the organism in Eukaryota, Metazoa, Chordata, Lepidosauria, Squamata, Elapidae.
AAAAACCACGUGGAUGUUUGUUGCCCGUGAAAGAGACGCGCCUGCUUUUCGCUUCGUGAAGAUGCCCAAAACUGCCAAACCAAAACGGGGGGAGCAGGAGAAGAAAGCUAUCCAUCCUUACAGCAGAAAAGCGGCUCAACUUACAAAAGAAGCACACAAACAGGUUAAAAAGGAAAAAUUGAAAAAUGAAAAGGCCUUUCGGCUCAGCAUUGUAGGUGAAAAAUUGCUUUGGUUUCAAUGUCACCUUGAUCCUGACAAAAUGGAAUACACAAAAAAAGAAGCUUCUGAAUUAGUAGAAAAUUAUUUGCAGCGAUUUCGUGAUGAGUUGGAGCAGAUCGAACUGCACAAUAGCAUUAAAGGAAGACAGUCUAGACAGCAUAGUUCCAGGGAAACCGUAAUCAAGCAGACUAUGGAACGUGAAAGACAACAAUAUGAAGGCUAUGGCAUAGAAAUCCCUGACAUUGUAAACUGUAAACAUCUUCGAUAUUUCAGAGACUGGGAUGGAGACCUGAAGAAGCUACCAAAUAUUAAAAUGAGAAAGUUAUCCAGUAAAGAUCUCUGUAGUAGUAGAAUGGAGAAGGCAAACACUGGAGCUGGAAAUGAAUUGCUUGCAACACAGGAUGUGGACUAAAGAGAAAUCACUGGGAUAUCUGCAAACCAGUAUUUUGAUUGUCUGUGGCAGCAAGAAGCAAGAAACCUUCCUUUCAAUCAACCAUGAUUACCUGCAGUUCUGACCACUACAGUUUAUAAUAUUGCAUUGUCUUUUUUAAAAAAAUAUAUAGCGCAAUGUGUGUAAAGGUCAUAAAAAUACUUGAUGUUUCAUUGAUAGAGCCACAUUCUGAUUAGUCUAAAUUAACCAUUCUAAUGAGUCCUAAAAUGCAACAAAACAACAGAUUUAAAGCUUCACGAAGCAAAAGUCUGUUUUUUAUCUUCCACUUCACCGACUACCUUUCCCCAGUUGUUCUUCAAGAGAAAAGUAUCGAUCUGAUUGUCAUUGCAAUAGGAGCAAAGUAUUUUUAGGGGUGAACUUAAAUGCAUCUUCCCAUAUC